AUGUCAGAAUCAGCGAAAUCCGGGUCAAACAGCGAUUCUUUGGUAAGAGAAUCGUCUGCGGAGCCGGCUACAGGGCAGCUGAACGCUACCGGAAGCACAGGCUCGAAAGAAAUGCUAAAAGGAGUCGAGGGAAAUAUCGCAGAUAAAGACGUUGCUUCAAAUGGUAUGGGACCCGUCACAGAGCGAAGACGAAGCAAAGCGUCUCGUGCGUGUGACCAGUGUCGCGAAAAGAAGACGAAAUGCGAUUUCGGCGAUGGAUCCCAUAGCGCAGUGUGCUCUGUUUGCAAAAAACUCGGUAAAACCUGCACUUUUGCUCGGGUCCCCAUGAAACGUGGACCCAUCAAGGGCUACAAUCGUCAAUCAGAGGACGCAGAAGCUGUGGAUGGCGGCGGGUGGGGGUCUCGGAAACGCAGUUGCUCGGAGUCGUUCCCGGAGGACUCAACCAGAGGCAAGAUUGACCUAGUUUCCCUGCCGCCUCUAAAUCAGUAUCUACCGUCUUCGUCGUCUUCUGGUCCCCAGCAGACGGUACACGGUAUGCUGGUAGGCGCUCAACAACAACAGCAUCAGCAGCAGUAUUACCAGCAACAGCAACAGCCACAACAACAGCAACAGUCACAACAAUUCUGGAAAGUUCCUUAUCACGAAUACCAGUACCAACGGCGAGAAUCGGUAGAUUCCCUAGCAAGUGAUACGUCAAAUCGACGCGGUUCCGAACAAUAUGCGUAUGCCGCCUCGAAUGCGUCUUCUGCAUCGCCGUUCUACCCCAUGCCACAGCCGCCCUCUUAUGGCCCACCACCAAAUGUCCCACAACUUGAAGCAGACUUCCAGGACCCUAGAACUACGGCACACUUACCAGCAUUACAGCGUAGCUCGUCAAUACAAUCGAAUACCUCGCAAUACCCGUACUCCCAGUUCAACAACGUGUUGCCACAACCUUCCGCCCAGCAGCCCUUCGUAUCUAUUCUGACGCAGCCACAACACUUGCAAAAUGGCGGCAACCAGGAGCAGUUUCGAGAAUUCAAUCCUGCAUUUCAUUCGCGUAAAAAUAGCGAUGUCAGUGAAGCUGUUUCCCCCAGUUCGUCUGUCAAGAUGGUGCCCACAAAAGCUCCGGUAUCGGCGCCAAAUGUACCCGAUGGGGCAUUGAAAAGCGACUUGAAUCGCAAGCGUUCACAAAGUGAACACUCGUCGAUUCAACAGGCGUCUGAAGCCAACUCCGACGGGGUUGCUCAAGCGAAACCCAAGGUGUCCAUGGGUCGAUCGGCAUCUUCGACAAAUAAAAGAAGCGGUUCACAGGCUUCUGCCGACUCUCAUGGAUCAAUAGGUCGCUCUAUUGUCGUUUACGGUAAGAUCCCCGAUAAUCAGCUGAUAGAUCUUUAUUAUGAAUUCAUCCACCCGACAUUCCCAGUCAUCCCUAUCAACAAACACACCUUGGCAAACGAUGUUUUGGUAAUAAACACACAGCCGGUGAGUCACAUUCAUGAGCUCAAUUGCUAUGUUUUGCAGUGGUUCCGAAACUCUCUAGAGCUAUUGGUUCGAGUUGCAUUAAAGAAACCAUCGGGCUCGGCAUACGAUUACAGCGACGGUGUUGUAGACGUAUUUGACUCUCAAACCACAUUUAUUGCCGCUUUGAAUGAAAGUUUCCAAAGAAUUGUGGACAUCCAUCCGAGGCUUCGCGAAAACGAUGGUGUGUUAUCGCAGAAGAUUAGGUUCAUAUAUCUCGCUACUUUCACUAUUCUGAACUACGUGCUGGCAUUUGUUGGGUACGACAAUUCGUUUGUCUUGGGCAUGUCAGUUACCAUAUUCAAUGAGCUGAAGCUAUUCAGGUGUUUGACAUACAAUGAAACGGACCUGGUGGAAGAAGACGACGGGCGGGACCCGGUUGUUGCGCCUGGCGAAAAGGGAUUCGAGAUCCUAUUCAAGAGACUGUAUUCGAUACUGGCUAUUUUUGAUUCGUUGCAAAGUUGCGCUUUUGGAGUCCCCAAGCUGAUGAGUGUUCCGCUCCCCGAUUUGAUUGAUGUAACGUUUGCUUACAGUUCUGAUAAAUGGAGUCUUGAAAAUGAUAGAUCCAGGGUUGAAAUUAUGCAGCAAAGUUUAAAGUUGGGGCACAUUCUAUCGCGGUUGUCGACGGGCCGCAAAAGCACACGAAUCGGACCGGGAGUGGAUUGGCCUGACGUUGAGACUCAGAACACGGCCGAUAAAGAGCCCUCGUCGCACUUUAUGCAGUUGCUCAUCGAAUCGCACAAGCUAGUGGCUCGAUGUACAGAAGUUUUGCCGGAAUUGACCGAGCAGCAUAUUUUGGAAUUGUGUUUUGCCAUAUGUCAGCUUGUCACCACUAUGCAGCGGGUGCUUACAGCUGUGAUGAAGACCAAUCCGACAAACAGCAUCGAUUCCAACAAUAGACCUCCGUCCAACACGCAACAACCGGGUGUCUACGCCAAUCAGCGCCACGAUGACGCGGCGCCCAGCACUACGGAAUCUGACAUGUACAAGAAACUACUGGGACUGAACGGCAACGCAAACACGUCUUUAUCGCAAGGAACCGUCUCGCCGUUUGUGGUAGCGAUUGUUGCGUAUGUGUCCAACCUGCUGGAGCUCGUGAAACAGUUGCCAAGUACGCUGAUCGCGCUGGUCGUGCAGCGGCUGACACUGCAGUCCGAUUCGCAGCGGGUGGUCUUGGCGCUUUCGAACUGCAUGAGCGAAUUGGUCCAGAUAACCAGUCUUUUGUCGGUGCUGAAACCCUACAAAAUGUUCGAGCAAACACCUCGGGCUCAUCGCGCGUCGUCGCUUGCCCUGGCACGAAAACUGCGGGAUCGUUACAGUGAGAAAUCAAACAACCUUGUUAACGCCGACAUUGAGACCCGCUCGCUGUCAGAUACCAUAUGGGGUCUUUUGUCCUCACUCGAACUAGGCUGGCUUUGA
Molecule: messenger RNA, 2919 nt
Organism: Lachancea sp. 'fantastica'
Lineage: Eukaryota; Fungi; Ascomycota; Saccharomycetes; Saccharomycetales; Saccharomycetaceae
Source: the annotation of a GenBank genome assembly